Quercus lobata is the source of this 1507-nucleotide messenger RNA. Its product is annotated as rop guanine nucleotide exchange factor 1-like. The record is from RefSeq and is a predicted model, not a curated record. NCBI's taxonomy places the organism in Eukaryota, Viridiplantae, Streptophyta, Magnoliopsida, Fagales, Fagaceae. The transcript is spliced from 2 exons. Bases 572 to 1177 code for a protein of 201 amino acids. Gene Ontology annotation, molecular function: guanyl-nucleotide exchange factor activity.
UUGCCAAAUCUAUUCUGUCCGAAGUUAGAUUCUUUUUUACUACCUUAAUUGACAUGUCCUCUUUUACUAAUACUAUUGCUGUUAUUUUAGGUCUUCUACCUUCUUCGAGAUGGUAAAGCAAGAAAUAAUAUAUGUACAGAAUAAAAUAGAUGGGUAAAUCACGUUGGUAUGCGUUUUUAUAUUUUAAUAGUAGAAGGUGUGUAUGAUGCCUUUAAAUAAUUGUAGGGCUUAAGGGAAUUUAACAUGUCAGAUCAAUAGUAAAUUAGAAUAUCACUCAAUCUUUGGUAAUUACUGAUUCAUUACAUGUAUGAACAUAUAUUCAACGUUUUUAUAGUUUAUUUAUCUCAACAUUUUAUUUGAUUCCUUAAUUGUCUGAUUUCCAUUGUAGAGGGGAAAAGAUUGUCUUGGUGACAUCAUUUAUCGCUACAUAACUGCUGACCAGUUCUCACCAGAAUGUUUACUUGAUUGCCUGGACCUGUCAUCUGAACAUCACACUCUGGAAAUAGCUAAUCGGAUAGAGGCAUCAGUUCAUGUCUGGAAGCAAAAAGACCAGAGGAAACUUGAAAAAAAAAUGAAGGCUAGGCGUUCGUCUUGGGGUGGCAAAGUCAAGGGCCUUAUAGCUGAUUGCGAAAAGAAUAAUUUUUUGGCCCAAAGAGCAGAGACCCUCUUACAGAGUUUAAGGCUUCGCUUCCCUGGCCUCCCGCAAACUGCAUUGGAUAUGAAUAAGAUCCAAUACAAUAAGGAUGUUGGGCAGUCAAUUCUUGAAAGCUACUCAAGAGUAAUGGAAAGCUUGGCCUUUAACAUAAUGGCCAGGAUAGAUGAUGUCCUUUAUGUGGAUGAUGCGAAUAAGCGUUGUGCUGCUGCAGAAUCAUUGUCCCUUUUCAGCAGGGGAGGACUAGGUGGUCUUCCUAUUCAGAAACGAAUGUCUCCUAGCCCCUUCUCAAUCCACCACACUCCAUUUGCCUCUCCAUUUGGAACUCCAACCUUUUGUUCUUCUACUCCCAUAAUGGGAAGCCCGGGGAGGGCACCUUCCUCUCUAAGGAGGACCAGUUUUAAGGAAGCAACGGACCCGAAGUCAGAAAAAUUAGUAGUCCCUGCAGAUUAUGAUAAGGUGUGGUCAUAUGCUGGGAAUCUCAGUUCAAGAAGGGUUUCAGGAGAUGCUCCAGAGCGAGAUUGAGUUCAAGUAAAGUUAUCCUUCUAGGGUGAAAUUAAGUUCAAACAGUUAACUGAAAUUAACUAAAGAGUUGCAUAGCUAGUCUGGAAGCCUUAAGGCUGUGGGGAACAAAAAAAUGGCAGGGUGUAAUAUUGUAUAUUCUGUUAGCAAUAUAAUCAGGAAGGUUUAAAGUUUUGACUUCAGAUCAUGGUUUUCACCAGGUGAUAGGUGAAGAGCGAAGAUUAUUUUUUCUUAUAUUUUGGAUGCUUUCUGAACCUUUCUUUUUCCAUGUCAAAGCCAAUAUGACGUUCCCACUGAGAGCAUGAUUGAUUCCUAACUAUUGACAGUUUUAAA